This is a messenger RNA of Talaromyces proteolyticus, 1197 nucleotides long. RefSeq lists its product as uncharacterized. Gene Ontology annotation, biological process: protein complex oligomerization; [2Fe-2S] cluster assembly. Bases 116 to 934 code for a protein of 272 amino acids. Lineage: Eukaryota; Fungi; Ascomycota; Eurotiomycetes; Eurotiales; Trichocomaceae. The record is from RefSeq and is a predicted model, not a curated record. Gene Ontology annotation, cellular component: mitochondrion. Gene Ontology annotation, molecular function: protein-folding chaperone binding; ATPase activator activity. The transcript has a single exon.
CCGACCGUUUUGCGGGAAAAUUAAUCCUUCGCCUGUCACCUCCAUCUCCAUCCCAGACUGUUCCUCCACAACAGCACAUAUACAACAAUCGCUACGCCAUUCUACUAGACUUAAGAUGCGAGGAACUAUCGCACUACGAUCGCAGCGACUAGUGCUGGCUGCACCUCGCGCUAGAGGAUUUCCAAGACCUGUGCUACGAAUAACACCCAGCAGAAUAAGCAGCAGCAACAGCAGUGUCUGUCUGCUAUGUCGAUACAACCAUACGUCUACAACCCCUUCCAUCCUACGACAACUCCCGCUCCAGCAACGACGCACAGCAUCCGGCGCAAGCCGAGAUGAUAGCACCCCAAUCACUCCAGACGUCACGAACCACUACACAAUCUUCCCCUCCACACUCCCCAAGGGCCCUCCUCCGCAAUCACCCUUCGAAAUCGACACCUCCUCUCUCCGCCGCGAAUUCCUCAGACUCCAAAACGGCGUCCACCCCGACAAAGUCCCACAGGGCCCCGAGAAACAGCGCGCCGAAGCGCUAUCGUCGCGCAUAAACGACGCUUACCGGACCCUCGUCGACCCGCUCAGUCGCGCGCAAUACCUGCUGGCGGAGUUCCACGGCAUUGACGUUCUGGCAGAGGACGGCGGGAACUCAAAGGCCGCGAUGGAUUCGGAGACGCUCAUGGAGAUUAUGGAUGUGCAGGAGGCCGUUGAAGAGCUCACGAACGCGCCCACGGCAGAAGCCGAGAGCGAGAUUGCGCGCUUGCGGAAGGAGAAUGCGGAGAGGAUUGAAGACUCUGUGCGGAAGCUGGGAGAGGCGUUUGAUAACGCCGAUAUGGAGACCGCGCAGAUGGAGACGGUGCGCUUGAGGUUUUGGUAUAGUUUGAGAGAUGGGUUGAGGGAGUGGGAGCCGGGCCAUGCGGAGAUUCGCAUUAUUCAUUGAAUUUACCACCCACUUCUCUGCUGAAUGCUGCUACCACUCAUUGUGGGAUGUUGGGUGAAGCUAGAUGUGGUACCUGUAACAUAUUCGUGUAUUAUCUCCACUGCUACUGAUUUGACUCGACAUCGCGUCACUGGGUUGUGUUCACAUUGAUCUCGAGUGAUUGCUGCCGCUAGACAGGGCUUGUGGAUUUGUCCACCGUCACCUUACAUAUCGUUCUACACGCAUUUAAAUAGACACAUUUAAAUAGACGAAUUACGUUCCUC